AUGGCAAUUCUUCACAACGAUUUAGCGACUGACAUCAGUCUCAGUGGUGGACUAGUCUUACUCGCUGCAGGACUGGGGUUCUACGCUCUAUUUCGCGCCAUCUACGGUGUAUUCUUCCAUCCACUCACGAAAGUCCCUGGCCCAAAGCUCUACGCCGCCACUCAACUUCCGUAUCUCUACUACCUAACUCGAGGCCGAUGGGUAUAUCGUUUGAAGGAAUUGCACGACCAAUACGGCCCUGUGGUCCGAUAUACUCCCACCGAUGUGUCCUUCAUCACCGCCGAUGCUUACAAGACAAUCUACGGCCACAAAACUGGUGGUGCGAAGGAAUUCGAGAAGGAUCUGCGACUUUACCGACAGAACCGUCCUGCUAAAAAUCUCAUCAUUUCAGAUAACGAAAGCCACAAGCGCCAGCGCAAACUCCUUUCCCAUGCAUUUUCCAACAAGGCUCUCCGCAGCCAAGAAGACCUUUUAAAGCACUACGUUGAUCUUUUCGUCGAGAGGCUUACCCAGCAAGCGAGGGAAGGAAAUGCCGUCGACAUGGUAGCCUGGUACAACUUUGCUACCUUUGAUCUAAUCGGCCAUCUCGCUCUCGGCCAGCCAUUCGGUUGUCUCGAGACGGGAAAAUAUCACCCCUGGGUUCUCAGAAUCUUUAGUAGCAUCAAGGCUAUAAGCUUCUCUCAAGUUGCGAUCCGUCUCGGUCUUCGGAGCUGGUUGGCGACCUUUACACCGGCGCACUUGAUGAAGGCCUCGGCAGAACAUUACGAGUUCACCGAGCAUGCGGCUGGCGCUCGUCUUGAUGUUAAGGAUUCGAAUAGUCAAGAUUUCAUGUGCUACAUUCUUCGCUACAACGAUGAGAGGGGUAUGUCCAGGCCUGAGAUCAUUGAGAACUCUUCUCUUCUUAUUAUCGCCGGUAGUGAGACUACUGCUACGUUGCUAAGCGGUGUUACGUAUCAGCUUUUAACUCAUCGUCAGAAGUAUGACAAGUUGGUCAAUGAAAUUCGGUCUUCUUUCUCUUCAGAAGAGGAGAUCACAGCUACCCGAGUGGAUCAACAGAAGUAUCUACUUGCAGUUCUCUCCGAGGGUUUUAGAAUGUAUCCUCCUGUCCCGGGUGCGCUUGGGCGACUCGCCCCAAGAGGAGGCGAGUUUGUGGAGGGUUACUGGAUGCCUGAAAAUACUGGAGUGUCUUUGCCUCAAUUGCCCGCCUACAGCUCAUCAACCAAUUUCAAGAACCCCCAGGAAUUCAUCCCAGAGCGUUGGUUAGACGAUCCUCUGUACGCCAACGACUGCAAGGCUGUUCUCCAGCCAUUUUCUAUGGGACCUCGAGAUUGCAUUGGCAAAAAUCUGGCCUAUGUUGAAAUGCGCCUUUUGCUAACUAGAUUACUUUGGAAGUUUGAUGUUGAGCUCAUGCCUGAGAGUCGAAACUGGAAUGAUCAAAACAUUUAUCUUCUUUGGGAAAAGGGUCGUCUUCAAGUCAAGCUGACUGAAGUUGUUCGAGAAACCAAGUAG
Molecule: messenger RNA, 1509 nt
Organism: Fusarium poae
Lineage: Eukaryota; Fungi; Ascomycota; Sordariomycetes; Hypocreales; Nectriaceae
Exons: 5
Coding region: 1-1509 (502 amino acids)
Molecular function (GO): monooxygenase activity; oxidoreductase activity, acting on paired donors, with incorporation or reduction of molecular oxygen; heme binding
Source: RefSeq, a predicted model, not a curated record